This is a messenger RNA of Aspergillus homomorphus CBS 101889, 1320 nucleotides long. RefSeq lists its product as uncharacterized. The record is from RefSeq and is a predicted model, not a curated record. NCBI's taxonomy places the organism in Eukaryota, Fungi, Ascomycota, Eurotiomycetes, Eurotiales, Aspergillaceae. The coding region runs from base 1 to 1320 and encodes 439 amino acids. The transcript has 2 exons.
AUGUUACGGGUCAAUUUUGGGGCAGCCUUCGUCGAGUCCAGGCUAGAAUGGGCAGAAGAGGAGGAAAAGAAACAUCGGACAUCUCCCGAUCACCACGUCGAAUCCUUGGCCUGGUAUAUCCUGACGUUUCCGAGAGCAAUAACGGAAGCCCUGCAGGGUUUGCGUCGGGCCCGGGACGGCGUGAAGACGGACGCUACGCGAGGGGAUUACACCUUUGGCAAGGCGCCCAUGCACCCCGUGCACCCGGAUUCCUCCUACCCGUCGUGGCUGCUGGACCGGGAGUACGCAUCGCAAAUCACGCUCCCCAGCCACGCAAUCGGGUGGGUAAACAAGAAGUCCGAAGCAGAUGAGAUGCGGAAGCGCAUGGACACGAGCAGAGACGCCUUCCAGGAUUGGCUGAGCAACGAGGAUCAGCAAUUCUUCCAUAUCUCCGGCAAGCCGGGAUCAGGAAAGUCCAAACUUGUCCACGACAUCUGCAUCUACGAUGAGGUGCGGACGCGUCUCCUGUUCUGGAGCCGAGAAAAGAGCCUAUUGUUCGGGAGAGUGUUCUAUAAGUUCAACAACACUCCCAAUGGAAGUAGUUACUGGACCAUGAUCCAGGGAAUUCUUUGGGCUCUGAUCCGCGAAGACCACCAUCUAGCAUGUUUUCUGUUUCCUGGGAAGUGGGACUUUCUAGAGUCCGCGGCCGAUCGAUUUCCUGAGUACUGCCGGGACGAAAUAUUUGCGGCCUGGUGUAGCCUGGUUAGAACAGAUAGUAUCUAUGAAAAGCGCAAGAUUGCUAUUUGCCUUGACGGCUGGGAUAAGCUCAAAGAAGACGACCAACCCCAGAUGAUCAAGGCUCUAAAGGCCUGGGUGCAGGCUAGGCCGCAGGAUGUCAAGAUCUGUAUUACCAGUCGCGGCGAGAAGUUGUUCCAAGAGGCCUUUGGGUCGUGUCCUGGUUUCAUACUGCAUGAAGUCAACUACGCGGACAUGGUGGCGUUUGUUCGUAAGCAAGUCACAGACAAGCGACUCGUAACUGAGCAGCUGGAUAAGAUCGCAACUCCGGAUGAACAAGAGACCCUGGCGCACGAAAUCGCUCAGGCGGCUGAUGGGAGCUUUCUAUGGUUGUCCAAGAUGGUAAAAGAGUUUGUGCGCGGCCUUGAAUCUAGCUCCUUGUCUGACCAGCUCACGCGCUCUCGCCUGGAACAACUGAAAGAGGAACAAGCCAAGUGUUCUGAGUUCUACCGUAACCAUCCGGAAUUGGACUCAGACUUAGGGUUCAAUCCUUGUUGGGGAGAAGACCCCUAUUCCUGGGCAGGGACUACGUCCGAGCCUAUGUAG